Nematocida major is the source of this 423-nucleotide messenger RNA. Its product is annotated as small subunit ribosomal protein S23e. Gene Ontology annotation, cellular component: ribosome; cytosolic small ribosomal subunit. Lineage: Eukaryota; Fungi; Microsporidia. Bases 1 to 423 code for a protein of 140 amino acids. The record is from RefSeq and is a predicted model, not a curated record. The transcript has a single exon. Gene Ontology annotation, molecular function: structural constituent of ribosome. Gene Ontology annotation, biological process: translation.
AUGCUAGGAUUAUAUUGUGGUGGGCUGCUUAAGAGAAAGAGUCACAUAAACAGAAAGGCAAACAAGAAGUACAAGGCAAGGCUUUUGGGAACUAACGUUCUCAGCGACCCCAUUGGAGGGGCGCCGCAGGCAAAGGGAAUUGUAUUAGAAAAGAUUGGUCUGGGGGCCAAACAGCCAAACUCUGCCGUAAGAAAGGCCGUGAGAAUCCAGCUGAUCAAGAACGGAAAGAAGAUCACUGCAUACGUUCCAAAGGACGGUAUGCUGAACAGCAUAGAAAUCAACGACACAGUAACCGUAGAAGGAUUUGGUAACAAGGGAAGAUCCAAGGGAGAUAUUCCCGGAAUUGCCUUCAAAGUAAGCAAGAUCGGAGAUGUGUCUCUUUUGGCUAUAUACUUAGGAAAGAAGGAAAAGUCUUCCAGAUAA